AAUCAAAAUGGCGAACGAGAUAACUCACGCACCAAACAAAACAUGGGAAUUGAGUCUGUACGAGCUUCACAGGACACCACAAGAAGCGAUAACCGAUUCUACAGAGAUAGCUGUGUCUCCAAGGAGUCUGCACAGCGAACUCAUGUGUCCAAUUUGCCUAGACAUGCUGAAAAACACGAUGACAACAAAAGAGUGUCUGCACCGUUUUUGUCAAGAUUGUAUCAUCACUGCCCUCCGAAGCGGCAAUAAAGAAUGCCCGACAUGUAGGAAGAAACUGGUGUCUAAACGUUCUUUGAGACCUGACCCUAACUUCGAUGCACUUAUUUCCAAAAUAUAUCCUAGUCGAGACGAAUAUGAAGCACAUCAAGAGAGGGUUCUUGCCAAACUAAACAAGCAACAUAGCACUGCUGCGUUGACACACAGCAUUGAAGAAGGGCUGAGAUUACAAGCUAUGAACAGGGCCCAGAGAGUACGAAAACACGCUACAGAACCAGAUCUUUCCCGACUGGAGACAGCCAGCACAACGUCCAAUGACGCAACCCCAAAGAAGAGACCCAAGCCAUACUCUGAUGACUCAAGUACUGAAAAUUCCAUAGGGGAAGGUGGUUCUGAACUUGGGCACCCUAUUGAGCCUGUUGAAAGAGAAGUACAUGUACCAGUUAGUGACAUUGAGUUGGUGUUCAGGCCUUUGCCGAUUGACUCCGAGUCUCAGGCAGCCCACUUAGAUGCCUCACAGACAAGAUAUAUCAAGACUACUGCCAACGCUUCAGUGGAUCAUUUAUCAAAAUAUCUUGCUAUCAGACUAUCACUGGAAUCUCAGAAGACUGAAGGUGGUGGACCACAAAGUGAUGCCAAAUACAGUAUCCAUAUAGCCAGUACGCCCGGGUGUUACACGUUACUGAGUGGAGUUAUGACCCUGGACCAGGUCAACGAAAAAUACUGGCGAGUUAACAAGCCACUGGAAAUGUACUUUGCCAGUAUGAAGAAGUCCGAGAAAGAAACCACACCCAGCCACACGCCUACCAAGAAAGGCAGUGACAAGUGAACAGUAACAAUUUCAAGGCUUACUCUAAAAAGAAAAUUUUGUAACUUAUUUAAGAAAAUUGUCAAACUGGAUGUAGUUGGUUGUAAUACUGAGCAAAUUCCAAUUUAACUCCUCCAUCCCUGAAGACACAUUUGAAUUCUUCCAAUUCAAAGGUUGAAAUAGUUCAUUGUGAAAUUUCAGGGGUGAAUGAUAUGAGUUAAUGUUUUUAAAGACAAAUAAUUCAAACAACUUAACAGAGUGUUUCCAGUUUCAUGUUUUGCUUGGUUCUGUUAUGACUAGGAUAGCUUUCCAAAAUGAGGAUUUUAGCUUUGUUUGUUUUGGUAGUUAUAUUGUACUGGGGAAAAAUUCGAGAGGAAAACUUAUGGAAGAAAGUAUGUGUUUACGUCCGUGAGCACAGCAUUACACGUUUACAAACUGUAUGUAUGAGUUUGAUAGAGAACAGUGUGGCAUUAAUAGAAUUUCAGCGCCUUGGGAGUGAGAAAGGAAAUCUCAAUUCAAGAGGAAAUAGUCAUAAGUUGCAGAAUUCAAGGCUUGCCAAGUGUUUUACAACUGAGGAAUCUUUUUGCUAUGGGUUCAGAUCCCCCACCCUACCUCAAGGGGGUGAACAUUUUUGUUCUCUAACCCUGCUGGUCCUGACAUAGAAAUGAUACGAUGUUGUCGUUACAGACUUAAUGCAUUGUCGACAUGACAUCAUUGUAUAGUUGAAGUGACGGUAUAUAAUUGUUUGCCUGGGGAAUCCCCCCACCUCAACCCUAGGGUGAGACGAGGAUAACUCCCACCAGGAAAAGUGUGGAAACAAACACCUGUCCAGGGUAAGAGUAAAUACAAAUCUGAAUCUGAGAAGUUGAUUAUUUACUAGCACAUUUAAAAAGUUCAUUUCUCUAUAUGUUCAUCACUCUUUGUAUGGGACAUUACAGCACACUCCUAACCAAGAUAGACACAUCUCGCACAAGGUGAAACCUGUGAUUUGUGUAUUACUGAUAUGAGAAAUCUAAAUGACACUGCCAUAAAAAAAAGAAAUAACCAGUAUUGUAACAUUAUUGAAUGUAUUACAUGUAUACUGCCAAGAGGUUUGAAUAAUGUAGAUCUGUGCAAUGGUAUUAUAAUGUUUUGUAGUAUAUCGUUUAUUGUGUGUAUUGUUUUCAGUGGUACAUUUUGUGUAUUGUUUUCAUUUGUACAUGAAGAACUGUAGAAUGUAUAUAUUCAGAAAUCAGUUAUCAAGAAGGGACCAAAGUGCUUUCCCCUAGUCCCCUAGAAAAUCUUACUGGAAAAGCACGUUUGGGAGAUCUUAAGUUAAUAUUCCAAAUACUUUUCUAAUUUAACCUUGUUGCUUAAUUUAAUACAAUUCCAUCAAGUCCUUUUCUGAGGAACUUUGUUUUGAAUUGCUUCAUUUUACGUAUUAUGAAUAGUUCCCGAUAACCAAUAUCAUGUUAUUCAAAAGUCAGUUCUAGGGCGAUUUUUAGUGUGCUGUCGAUCAUGAAGUGAGUUUACAGAAGUUAAGAGGUAAAUACCUUAUCAUACAUGUAAAUAUUUGAAAGAUUUCUGUGAGCUUUUGAUGUUUUGUUACACGAGUAUUAUUAUAGAAUGUUUGUCUGGAAAAAAUGUUGUGUAUAUAUCUUCUGAUAUAUUUUAACUUUCUUUGUUUUCAUACCAAACAUCUGUCAGAAUUCUAUAGGUUGAAGUCUUCCUAUACCACUGUGAAUGAAUGAAAUUAAAAACCACAUCCAUAGCAACCUGGCAUAUCAGGAAUUAGUGACAUCAUAGUCUUUGACUGUUAAAUGUUAGAGAUAUAUUAAUUUACAAUUUCUCUGUAUCAAACACUUUUAAAUCUAUUUUAUAAUUGUCAGUUUUGCCAUGUUAUUGAAUGUAAGUAUACAAGUGCCAUUAUAUAGUUUUUAUAUGUAUGGACAUUUCUGUUAAAUUUGUGUCAACAUCAUUUGGUAGCCUCGGCCUACAGUACUUCAAAGCUGUAAAUAAUUUACCACAUUCAGGAUAAUUUUAUCAACAGAUUUCUUGUGUUAUUUCUCGUGCUUCAUUGAAGUAGUGAUCAUUGAGCUUCGUAGGUAGUUAGUAUUGAUUACUCUUCGCUGUAAAACAGUAAUGUUUUAAAUUUUGGUGCAUUUGAAUGACAGUAUUUUUUUGACAUUUACCCAGUCGAGAUAUUAAAGACAGGAAACAGGUUCAAUUGUAUAGCAUGGACAAGUCUGAUCGCAGUAUGGAAAUGUUCUGUUUGUCCCUAUUGCCUGUAUUGGAUCAUUGCUGUAUAAGAAGUAGGGCAAUAUUGUGUUUGCAGCAUGUGUUUGUUGUAAAUGAACAAGUUAUAAUAAAGCAACAUUUUUUUUAUUAAA
Mizuhopecten yessoensis (Yesso scallop) is the source of this 3393-nucleotide messenger RNA. RefSeq names its product E3 ubiquitin-protein ligase RING2-like. The record is from RefSeq and is a predicted model, not a curated record. NCBI's taxonomy places the organism in Eukaryota, Metazoa, Mollusca, Bivalvia, Pectinida, Pectinidae. Bases 8 to 1045 code for a protein of 345 amino acids. Gene Ontology annotation, cellular component: PcG protein complex; ubiquitin ligase complex. Gene Ontology annotation, molecular function: ubiquitin protein ligase activity; chromatin binding. The transcript has 4 exons.